Messenger RNA from Contarinia nasturtii (swede midge), 7811 nucleotides. RefSeq names its product putative transcription factor capicua (gene cic). Gene Ontology annotation, molecular function: RNA polymerase II transcription regulatory region sequence-specific DNA binding; DNA-binding transcription factor activity, RNA polymerase II-specific. The transcript has 22 exons. Gene Ontology annotation, cellular component: nucleus. Lineage: Eukaryota; Metazoa; Arthropoda; Insecta; Diptera; Cecidomyiidae. The coding region runs from base 1217 to 7309 and encodes 2030 amino acids. Gene Ontology annotation, biological process: regulation of transcription by RNA polymerase II. The record is from RefSeq and is a predicted model, not a curated record.
AUUUUUUUUUCAUUUUCAAUUCGACCGUGGUUCAAGUUGGCUCUAAUAGUAUCUCUGAAUUUCAUUUUAGCCUGAUUUGAUUGCAUUCAUUCUCAGUGUCUUCAAGUUGACUAGCUUUUUUUUAUUUCUCUCUCGUCACGCUGCAUUUGUAUUUGUAGUUUCCAUUCAAAAUUCAGUGGUAUAGACCGAGUGCAGUACAUAUAUCUAUAUAUAUAAGUGUAAUGAUACAUACAACAGAAAAAAAUCACUGCGAAGCUGUGAUGAUCACACAGAAAUAAAGAGACCCGAAGAGAAAAAAAAAUGUUUAUAGUGCGUCGAAACAAAAUCAUAUUUUGAUAUACGGUAAAAUAGCAGAAGCUAAACAUUAUCAUCAUCACCAACAACGAAAUCAACACAGACAAAUUGUUGUUGUUUUUUUUCUCGUUCGUUCUUCAUUCGUUUGAGUGUAAAUGAAAUUCACGAGAAUGAAAGAAAAAAAGUAGAGAAGACGUGAGAAAAAAUAAUAAGCAGCAAAAGCAGGAUGAAAAAUAUAGAACAAAAACAAGCUGAAUACGAUAAUGUAGAGCCAGUUAAACGAGAGUAUUAAAUAAAAAUCUAUGUAGUAGACAUAGAAGAGACCGUGCGUAAAAAUAUACGAUUAUAAAAUAGACAUACACGCGCGCUUGGGCAAGAGAGUGAGAAAUAAAAACGCAGUGAAAGAAAACGAAGAUUUUACAAAUAAAUAACAAGAAAAGAAGAAGAAGAUGAGAGAAAAAAAAAAUGUUUUGAAAUCGAAGGCAGAGAAAUUGUUUGUUAGUGGAUUAGUGAAUUAAGUAGAAAAAGCUGAUGAAAUCAAUGAAUUUCAUUUUAAUCUUGCUAACAGUAAUUAUGUUCUAGGAUUAAAGAAACCCACAAAUACAGUUAUAUUCCACACAAUAAUGAAAAUUAAAAGGCCAUACAGAAUCAAACAGAGAGAAAACCAAGUGCAGUACGGUUUUGACAUUCAUUUGUGACUUUUAAUUUUUUGCUCCGUUAGGUGCGUGAACACAUUCUCACAUUCAAACUCAUCUCAUUACUUAAUACAAUAAUCGAAAAGAAAAAGAGCAUAUUUGUUUGCCCUUAUAAACGAAUGAAAAUAAUAACAACAACAACAACAACAGCAGCAGCAAAGGAAACCCAUUCCGCCAAGAAUCAGAAUUUAAACAUCACGUUUAUCGCCAACGCCAUAAGAAUAUAGAUGCACGAUGAAGUCAAGUCGCAUAACACAGCCAGUCAAAUACAAAUAAACUCAAUGAACCCAGAAAAAUUAUUAUCACAACAUUUACAAUCAUCAUCACAAAUUAUAUCAUCCAAUGCAAGUGCAACAAUAGCCACAUCGUACAAUAGCGAUGGCACAGCGUUUGGCGAUAAUAGAAAUACAACAACUACGAUCUCGAAUAUUACUGUAACACUGAGUCCAAAUCAAUCGAUCUCAAGUGCAAUGAAUGCAACAUCAAUGCAAAGCGGUGCGGUGACAACGACAUCAACGGUAUCAGCGAUGACGGUGAUGGCCGGUUGUAGUAAUAAUGGCGGCGGCGGCAAUGUCAGUGAAAAUAAAUGUGCGAAUACAACUUCAAAUGCAUGUCAACCGCGUCAACAUCCAAAAAAGCGAAAAUUUAAUAUCGCCGAUUUGGAAGAAUUAGAUCAAACAGUGCAUUCGAACAGUCACAAUAGUAAUAAUAAUAAUAACAACACGAUUAAUACGAAUAAGAACAAUGGCAAUCAAAAUGGGAUGGAUGGAAAUUUCGGUAAUGGCGGCGGCGGAGGUAAUGGAGGCGUCAGUGUCAGUAUAUCCGUGCCAAUCACAAAUUCAGCGCCUAUACAUAGUGAUAUUACGGAUAAAACAAAUAACAAUGUGAACUUGUCAAUUUCGAAUGAUAACGGUUUGAGAACAAGCAACGCGAUCAUUGUAAAUGUCGGCACAAUGCCACAAACAAUAACACACCCAAAUGAGCAUGCGAUGGUUGUUUCAUCGAAUUCUCAUUUAAAUUCAGUCGUUUCGACAGCAAUUGUACACGAAAUGAAAGGAUCUCAUAGUCAAUUUAGUCAAAAUAGUCGCAAGACCGACAAUGGCCCAACGAAAACUGAUAACGGUUCAUUAAUGAUAACAGUGCAUAAUGAGUAUCCAGUCAUUGCAUCACAUGACCAUACAACGUCUAUAAAUUCAUCAAAUGUCACACCGAAUAUACAUCACCGUUCGCCUCGUUCGAAUGAAACACUCAAGUAUGGUGUGCAAUCAUCGUCGAUAAUACGAAUUGCUGGGCCAGCAACAUUGGCCGGUGCUGGAAUAGCGACUGUACAACAAUCAUUGCCACCACCCCCGCAUGCAUCUGCAAUAACAACAACUGCCAACGAACAAUCUCAACUCGAUUUGAGUGAAUGGUGCAAUCACCGUGUGCUCGCCCGUCAAGAAGAUAUUUAUGUUGCGGGCAUUAUACGGUCGGUCGAUCCAUCGAACACAAUUCUGGUGGAAUUCGAUUAUCCGGAAGGUACACAACAAUCGUACUAUGAUGUUUUGGGCAGUGGACGCUUUGAUAUAAUCAGCGACGCAAGCCCAUCGGUUGGUGAUAUUGAGCUUGGCACAAGAGUCGUAUGCCUUCAAACCAAUCGUCAGGGACACACAACAUUUAUUGAAGGCGAAAUUAGACAAAUAUUAAAUGAUACAAAACAAUUUAUUGUGCGUUCGAUUGCGAGUGAUGAAGCAAAAACGGUGAAACGUGCACAAAUCCGUCUUUUGCGACCACCAUGGUGGGAUGAACUCAAUGAUAAUGAUACAAAUAACUUGGGUGAUACAGCAUCAACUGCUCGAGCUAUAUCCGGUCAAAUUAAAUCACUGCAUGCCAUGGAACCAUCAAAUAUGUAUCAGAAUACAUUGGCCGGUGCUGUUGCUGCGGCCGCCUCUAGCAAUACACUCAAUCCAAAUGGCGCAAUAAAUGCAACGAAAUAUGUGCCAGUUCAUCAUAUUCUUCCAACUAUACAGACAAAUGAAGAACAUUAUAGAACCGCAUCAACGUCACCGUUUACACUAUCUAACUCGAUUUCGGUCGAUGCCGUACAAAAUGUCUCCAACUUACAUCAAAUAAAUGAAAGUCAAAUUCCACAGAUAAUCGUUUCACAGCAAACGACCAAUACACCGAUUUUAACGACAGCACCGAUUGCUGCAACCUUAGAUCGAGGUAUAACAGUGACUGAAGCUGAAAUGCGAAGGUCACACCAACGUUAUUGCGAUGACGAAAGUGAUGAUGAGCUAAAACGCGAAGAUAUUAGCUUUCCAAUGGACGGAGAAAAAGUACUAUCCGGUAGUAGUAAACGUAGCAGCGUACAAAGCAGAGGGAGUACAUCAAGUCUUGUUGACAAUCGACUGACACCACGAUCUCAUGCAGCAACCCCACGUUCACAAGCAGCAACACCACACAAAUUCAAUAAAGGCGAUGUGGUACAGUCGGAAACGGGCGUUCGUAAGAAAUUUAAUGGCAAACAAUGGCGUCGCUUGUGUUCAAAUCCUCAAUGCACAAAAGAAUCACAACGUCGAGGCUAUUGUUCACGCCAUUUGAAUCAGCGUGGCAAUACCUUGAGAUCAUCGACAGGACCAUCGUUUCCAAGUCGCUCAAGUAGCAAUACACAAGCUGAUGAAGAUACAUCUAGAGAAUCGGAAACAUCUCCAAACUAUCGAGUCACUGGUCGUUUCGAUCAAGAAGAAACAGAUGUGGCAAAUAUGCUGGUCUCAUUGAGCAGUUCACGUUCGGCAACGCCAUCAUUUUCAUCGCCCACAAAUCAUGUAUCAUCGCCAUUGAAUGCAAAUCAAUCGCCGGUAACGGUUGGAAAUCGACAAAAUCUAUUUAUGCCAAUUGGCAGCCCAGCUGCUCAGCAACCGCAGCAACAGUACAGUACGACGCCGAGUCCGAUUUCGUAUAGUUUAAAUUCGUCGCAGGUAAUUCGACCAGAGUCACUUCGUCCACAAAUUGUGACUCAAUCACAUCACUCUCAGCACUAUCAGCAGCAGCAGCAGGUGGCUCAAAUUGCGGCACCACCGCAAAUCAACGCAACAACAAGAAACAUAAUAAGCACUGGACAAAUUAAAGCACCACAAGCACAUGUGACAGCCAAUUUGAAUUCAACGCCAAAUGCCCAUACAACAAGUGUGAUUCGAAUUUCACCAGCAUCGUCGGCAUCUUCCAUAACAAAUAAUACGGUGCACACAGCGUAUCAGCCCUUUCAUCCGGAGCACGUGCCAAUUGUGACAAAUUCGGGCGCCGUUAUUUUAACAACAGCAACAAUUCCGUACAAUAAUGGAAAUGGAGCAACCGAACAUGCAACCAUUCCAAAAAACGGAAUUAAUUCGGGGUCAGUUCAUCAUUGGACAACAUUAUUGCCCAUAAUUGACGCCCCGAAUAAAAAUCAAAAAGCUACAACCAUCACAACGUCACAUGUGAAACCCGAAUCAGCAAACGUGCCAGUAUCGCAUGAAGAUGGUGAUGAUGAUCAAGGCGAUGAUGAUGUGUUCGAGCAACCGACACCAAACGAUACAAAUCAUUUGUCAUCGCGUCAAGCAUCGGCAAAUUUUCAUUAUCCCCAUCAAAGCCAACAUUAUCAGCCACCAUCAAACAUCGACGUCGAUAGACGAAAUAACUUGAAUACGGAUGAACGAAUGGAUACAUCUGAAACAAAUUUCUCGCCACAAGUCAUGACAUCAAUGAAUAAUGUCAACAAUAUGCCGGCCAAUUCAAUGAUAACACAUUCAAACGGAAAUAAUAGCGAUGGCAGCUCUGAUGCAACAAACAAUUCGGGAUCGAAUCAAAUAAUUGUGGGCAAUGUUAUGAUACCAAACAGUCCGGUUAUAUUGAAAAGUAGCAAUGAAACAAUGGCUGCUGCAAAACGUCGUACACAAUCAUGCGGUGCAUUGCAUCAAGGUGUCAAUGGGCCACCAUCAGCAAAAGAACCACAAAGUCCGGCAACAAAACAAAAAGAGCCAAAAAUUCGUCGUCCAAUGAAUGCGUUUAUGAUUUUUUCGAAAAGACAUCGUGCGAUGGUUCAUCAAAAGCAUCCGAAUCAAGACAAUCGUACCGUGAGCAAAAUACUUGGCGAAUGGUGGUAUGCAUUGAAGCCAGAAGAAAAGAAUCGAUACCAUGAGCUGGCAAGCGAAGUGAAAGAGGCACAUUUUCGCACAUAUCCAGAAUGGAAAUGGUGCUCAAAAGAUCGACGAAAAUCAUCGAGCUCGGGCAAAGAUGGUCGCGGCCGAACGGAUUCAAUUGAUGGAAUGGAUGAAAUUAGCCCAACUACACCGUUGGAUCCAUAUCAUGGUGUCGAUUUGCUACCGGUGAGCUCACUCGCAUUACCAUCAAAUCAUGAUGACAACGACGCAGCCAUGGACACAUCUGAACCACACACUUUUGCAAUUCCAGUUUCAACAUCUGGUCCAAUUGUCAAUACUGUUCAUAUAAAAUCAAUAACUGAAGCGAGCAAUGAGCCACAAGAUGAAUCCAUGUCGGAUGAUGAACAGAUGGUAAUUGCUGAAGAAGAAGCACCAAGUGCCAAGGAGUCUCAUGACAUCGAUUUAAAAUGUGCCGAAAAAGUAACCGAUUCCGACAAUGAAGAGAAUACGGAUGCAAGCGAGAGUAAAGUAAAGAAGGAACCAUCAAGUGAAACACAGCAACAAGAUGGAAAUGGUGCUCGUGAUUUCACAUGUAAACCGAAAGCGAUAAAAGCACAACGACAAAACAUCGAUAGUCCACUGAACUAUCAACAGGUUCCAAUGUAUUUGAAUGCAUACUCGCCGAAAAAUCCGUCUGGAAUUCUACCAUUUCAACCUACCGGCGGUGCUUUUAAAACGAUGCCAAUAAGCCCAAAAGAUACAAAACCAAUAGUAACGGCUGGCGGAGUUGUUGUAUCGGAAAUUGAAAAUCAAGGUGAAGUAAAACCGUCACCGCCCACGGUAUUCACUUUUUCAAAUGCGUCAUUAGCGAGCGGCGGUGAUAUAAAACAAGAGGUCGUCGAUAGUAAAAGUGACGUGAAACCUAAUAUCCAAUUGAGUAAAGAAACAACAGCCGGUAUUGUAACAUUAACAUCGACAACUGGAUCAACUGCCAAUCGAGAUAUAAACGAUGAUAAUGGAAAAAAUAACAAUCAACAGGUUUUAUCCAACCGAAAUUUGCCAGCAACUCCGAAAUCAAUGACGGAACCACAACAAGGUGCAGAGACCUACUCGUCGACAAUUGUCCGGCAAGAAAAUGAAAAUGCCAUGGAUGAAGAACCAACUGGAGACGAUGAAAAAACUGAAUACGAAUACAGCGAAGAUUAUGAUGAUUCGACGUCGGCAGACAAUCAGCAAAGAUUUAUACUGGCACCAACGCCAGCGCAAUUGGGACGAGCUCCAUUACAAAGACGUUUGGGCAGUUUGGUUGGCGGAGAUGCAAAUUGUCAAUCACAAAUUGUUAGCAAUGAAGCCACACUACCAAAUACACAGCAAAUUAUUCCAACGGCAACGUCUGUACCAUCCGCAUUGCCAACGCCAAAUUCAGCUGCUAUGGACGAUUCGCAACAAUUAUCACCAGGGAUGCAAAAGAAAACAUUGUUUAAGAAAGUAAAAGGCGAAGAUUUAAAUAAUGUUUUACGGCAAGUGGAUUUUGAGAAAAAGUUCCAAACGUUGCCACGUUUCAAGCCAGAAGAUUGUCAAUCGCCAAGUGCUAUAUCAGUGCCAUCUUCACCGCGUGUUUUUUCGCAAAACUAUCGCAAAAAAACUCAACCACAACACCAGCCACCACAUUCAGCCAAAUCAUUUUAUGAAGAAGAACAACAACAACCAAACAGUGCAAUAUCCACAGCCACACCGCCUGCUGUGGUUGGUAAUCGAUUUUUUGGUCCCGAUUUUAAUAUUGAACAAGUCAAAGAUUUGAAUACCAAUGAGGAUCGUUCGCCGCGCACACCGAUUGGCAGUGCAAACAAUCCAGCGCCACGAUCAUCACAAGAUUCGGCUGCUGAAAAAGGUCAUCGCAAAACAUUGGAACAACGUCGACAACUUGUUAUGGAACUUUUCAAUACAUCUGGAAUGUUUCCUAGCUCAAAAGACACAACCGAAUUCCAGAUAAAACACAGUGAUAUAUUUCCGAAUAAGCAAAGUUUGCAGCUGAAAAUUCGUGAGGUUCGCCAGAAGUCAAUGAGUCAGUCAGGUUUUACGCCUGGCCCAACAACGCCAAGUGAAUCAAGCAUAGUCACAGCAACAUCAACCACAUUAUCAACCACAAAUGCAAUAGAUGAUCAACAAAUCCAAAAGCAACAAAACCAACAACAAUAGAUAUGAAAACAAAGCCAACACAAUUGCAAAUACUUCGUUUUUCGCCCAUUUAAAACAUAAGAGUUAAAAAAAAUAAAUCCACAUUGUGAGUCCUCAACUCUUCAAACUAAAAAUUAAAAAAAAAAAAAUGCUUCUCAGCUAAAUUGUAAAUAAAAAGAGAGAAAAAAACACACAGUUGGAGCUAAGAAAUGAGAUCAAGUUAUUCAAAAAUGAUUGCAUCAUAAGCGAUUCUGAUCACACUCAUUUUUAAAGGCGUGCUUUCAAUCGUGAAGCACAUUGGAUGAAUUUACAUUUAAAUUAAAUUGAUAAUUAUAUUUAAAAAAAAAAGAAUUUGUUGAUAUAAGCUAAAUGUGAUCGCGUGAUUAGAAUUCUAUACAUAUUUUCAGUGCGUCACAGUCUGAAAAAAAUUUACGAAAAAAAAAUGCAUAACAAAUAUGUUAACACUUUUUCCCAUUUCAUUUUUCAAUUUCGAAAAGGAUGGUGAAUCAUUUAAUUUUAUCCC